ACGGACAUGUAAAUCAUCUAAUUGACCUUGACGGAUUCAUUCUGAGACAGCUUUUUAAUCCAUGGAAAUGAUUGGCAGUUUGUCUAUUGUAGUUAUUUUCUGUUUAAAUAUUUCAACAAAUGCAAUUUUAGUACACAAACCCCCAAUUAUCCACACAAAUCAUCCAUAUCUUAACAUCAGAGAAAAUUCCCCAAUAGGAACCUCAUUUGUUGUUAUUGAUGCGUCAAGUCAAACAAAUGAUGUUGUCACUGUGACACCACAUGAUAGUGCAACAGCUGCAAGAAUCACCCUAGUGCCUGUAAAAGUAGGGGUCAACUCGACAUACAGAGCUCUUACUAAAAUUAUUCCUGAUAGAGAGAAAGAAGGAACAUGGUUUCUAACAUUUCAAGCUCACGAUUCUCAUGGUGAUACUUUAUGGACUUUGCCUCUUCAUAUCGAUGAUGUAAAUGACAACGCUCCAUUUUUCGUGCACGACCAUUUUCAUGCUGUUUUCGGAUUUGGUUUGACAGUUGGAACGAAGGCUUUGCAUGUGACAGCUUUGGAUGCUGAUGAUGGCCCUAAUGCGGCUAUUACAUACUCAAUGAAGCCCCAUCUUGUGACGCAUCCGUCAUCGAGAUACAAUGCCUUUGAUAUCGAUCCGAGUACUGGAGACAUCACAUUGAAGGAGGCGCUGCAGCAUGGACAGACAGUAUAUCAUUAUCAGGUCAAUGCAACAGAUGGUGGAAUCCCACAGCAUGUGGCAUCAGCCUUAGUGGAUAUAUCCAUUCUAGAUUUUGGUGUGAUUGGCUGAUCUUUUGUUUAAAAUAAUUGGAAGAAUAAACAAAUGAUUCUGC
Mytilus trossulus (common blue mussel) is the source of this 833-nucleotide messenger RNA. Its product is annotated as protocadherin gamma-B4-like. Gene Ontology annotation, biological process: homophilic cell-cell adhesion. The record is from RefSeq and is a predicted model, not a curated record. Gene Ontology annotation, molecular function: calcium ion binding. Gene Ontology annotation, cellular component: plasma membrane. The coding region runs from base 62 to 790 and encodes 242 amino acids. The transcript has 9 exons. Lineage: Eukaryota; Metazoa; Mollusca; Bivalvia; Mytilida; Mytilidae.